GCCUCAGCUCUGAUGUCUGCAGAGGCAGCUGCCUCCAUGUGUGACCUGGAGUUUGGGGGCAUCAAGGUGAAGGAGCCCAGCAAGGGGGGCAGGUGGCGCGAGGGCUGGUAUGAGCGAUACCUGCAGCCCUGCCUGGUCGAACUGCUGGGCUCGGCCCUCUUCAUCUUCAUCGGCUGCCUGUCGGUCAUUGAGAACAGGCCGGACACUGGGCUGCUGCAGCCGGCACUGGCCCAUGGGCUGGCCCUGGGCCUCGUCAUUGCCACGCUGGGGAACAUCAGUGGCGGACACUUCAACCCUGCGGUGUCCCUGGCAGCCAUGCUGGUCGGAGGUCUCCACCUGACGAUGCUUCUUCCCUACUGGAUCUCCCAGCUGUGCGGGGGGCUGAUCGGGGCCGCCUUGGCCAAGGCAGUGAGUCCUGAGGAGAGGUUCUGGAAUGCGUCUGGGGCAGCCUUUGUGACGGUCCAGGAGCCGGGGCAGGUGGUAGGGGCAGUGGUGGCAGAGAUCAUCCUGACGACACUGCUGGUGCUGGCCGUGUGCAUGGGUGCCAUCAACAAGAAGACGCAGGGUCCUCUGGCCCCAUUCUCCAUCGGCUUCUCUGUCACCGUGGAUAUCCUGGCGGGCGGUGCUGUGUCUGGAGCCUGCAUGAAUCCCGCACGAGCCUUUGGACCUGCUGUGGUGGCCAGCUACUGGGACUUCCACUGGAUCUACUGGCUGGGCCCGCUCCUGGCCAGCCUGGUUGUAGGAGGGCUCAUCAGGUUCUUUAUCGGAGAUGGGAAAACUCGCCUAAUUCUAAAGGGACGGUGAAGCUGAGAUGGUGGGAUUCCUGCUGC
Messenger RNA from Sus scrofa (pig), 830 nucleotides. It is a transcript of the gene AQP8, whose product is annotated as aquaporin 8. Gene Ontology annotation, biological process: transmembrane transport; water transport. The record is from RefSeq and is marked provisional. Gene Ontology annotation, molecular function: water channel activity. NCBI's taxonomy places the organism in Eukaryota, Metazoa, Chordata, Mammalia, Artiodactyla, Suidae. Gene Ontology annotation, cellular component: plasma membrane.